Molecule: messenger RNA, 3301 nt
Organism: Bursaphelenchus okinawaensis
Lineage: Eukaryota; Metazoa; Nematoda; Chromadorea; Rhabditida; Aphelenchoididae
Source: the annotation of a GenBank genome assembly
AUGAGCGGUGGCGAAAAGCGAGGAAGCACGCGAGAGCCGGACACUGAGCAGAGAGAGCAGAGAGGAGGCGUUCCGCCGCUCGCCAGACGAACGAAGAAGAAACCAAGGAAUCUGCUAAUCUACGUGAAGGUUUCGCGUCUUUUACACCUUGUCAUCACAUGAUAUGAUAAUACUCGGUUUCAGAUAGAUCUGUCUUUGGAUUACUGACCCCUUCAUCCCCUACUUGCCCACCUUUUCGGGCUACAAGAUCCAGCCGACCGUCCUCCAGCCAGACGAUCCGACCGCCCAUUCCGUCCGACCGACAGUGCGGCCAGCACGAAUGUCUGAUCGAUACAGCAACUACAAUCAGAAUUUAUACAACACUAACCAGACCAGCGUCGGACCAUACGGGUUACAAUCUAAUCCUAUGCCAUACAAUGAAUACUACCAGAACAGGCUGUGCAUGCAGUCAGGGCGUGAGUUACUAUUUCAUGCGCUGUUUGUGUAAGAUUACUUUGAGUAAACAUGCCGUAGUUCGAAAAGCGAACGUCUUUCUCGCUCUUCGUAUGUUUCAACAAUCUUUUCUGUCUGUAUCCUGUGAAUGUGUUAUGAAGAUUGCAUCCAAGGUCGGAUAUUACAGACAAUGUCUGGCGCAGAAGGGAAAAACUAAUUUCAAAGGGAGGAUCCCUUGGAUUUCGCAUAAAAACUCAACUUUUUGUAAAAUCCAGAAGCACAUUGCCAAGUUAUUGUCCUGGUAAUAUGGUACUUUCAUUUUUUUGUUUAUUUUUCUGCUUUUUGAGGAAUUUUAAGUGUUGACACAUCUUGACAAUGGGACAACUGUUUCUCUCACGUGCCGCUUUUCGUGAGGUUUUCACGGGAGAGGGAACGUGCUUUGCAUGGCCGUUUCGGAUCGGCAUAACUCAUUUUUCUUGCGUUUUUUUAAAGUGAAUUAAUGCUAUCUUUAUGAGCUGUUAAUUUACCCGUUAUUAAGGUCUUAUUUUAGCUAUAAAUGACCUUAAUUUAGUUGUGAAAUGCCAAAUUUGAGCUAUGAUAAUAAGGUCUAAUUUUAGCUGUUAUCGUGCAAUCGAUGAUGAACAACUACUCAGCUGGUCUGAUGAAUUCUGGGCCGCGUCGUUUGAAUCCGAAUGCCGCCGAAUUCCACCCUCGUCCUCGAGCUGCUCAAAUGGCCUACCAAGCUCCACAAGUUCCUUAUGGAUACCAGAACUACGCGGCCUAUAUGAAUGUAAGGUUUUUGGUGUUGACGCGCACUCUCGACCUGAUCUCCUGUUUCUCUUUGCUCAGAGGAAAGGAGUUUGAGGUCAGAUUGGGGGCGCUUUUUCAAAUUCUCUUUUUAUUCUGAAAUUUUCAGCCGCCAGAGUCCUCUUCCAACGUUUUCGUCAACACUGACCGCACUCCAGUCAAUCCACAAGUUCGGCGGUUCGAAAACGGUUCCAGCUACAACCAUACAUAUAACGGCUAUAACAACCAAGUGGUAAGUCAUUUUUGAAUUGAAUUUGAGAAAAUUUGAAUAAAAAGGUGCUUUUGCAUGUUUGGAUUAAAGCUGGAUUUUUGAAUAAUUUUUCAUUUUUUUGUGGAUUUAACUUUACUGUUUGGGUCAAAAAGGGUGCAGAACUUUAUUAAUUAGUUCAAAAAACAAAUAGAAUAAUCAAAAAAUGAACAGUAAAAUCAGACAUUAGUGGAGUCUGUGUACUUUUUGACCAAACUAAAGUUUAAAGUAAAUUUCUUUUUAAAUUUGUAUAGGAAAGUCUUGUUUUUCAACAAUUAAGCAGUCGUUUACAUUGUUUAUAACGUGAAGUUGGUUGUUUAAAAGUUUUUCUUUAAAAUAAUAUUUUUUCGUGUCUUUUAUUGCUAAAAUUACUUAAGUUAUGCAUAAAAAAACUUUUCUUUUAGGAAUUUAAAAAUUAAUUGAAGUUUUUUGGUUUUCAGAACCUUCCUAACAACUUGAACUCGAAUUAUUAUAUGCAGAACGGACUCCAGAACGGCCAAAUGGCCGCCCAACAACCCGUUCCACCACCGACGCAAGAAUUCAUCUGUCAAUACCCAUUGACCGACGAAUUGGUGGAGAGAAUUCAAAAUUCGCGGAACAAAAAGGCUAUUAUUGAGGUAGGUGUCUGAUCUAUUUUUAACUUGUUUAUGUUUAGGUUCAAAUUGGUCUGGAACAGUUGGUGGCUGACCCUCACGAGUACGAGAUCUGGAGUUAUGCCAUCAAACAUCGACUGUCCAGUGGCUUCCCGACCGAUGACAUCGAACUUGUGGCCUCUGUGAUAGUGGAAAUGUCGUACCUCUGCCCAAACUCCCAAUAUAACUUCUCUCGCUUGUGUAAGGUGUUGGAUGGUGAAUUCCCCAACUUCACAUCGCGAAUGAUUAUUCCAAAGGUUGCUGCUAUUAUGAGUGAUGAACUGAAUCGUAUGAGCGCCCAUCAGAUUGGGCAUUUCUCUAUUUUCAUUGCUGAAUUGUACGAUAAGACCGAAGUGAAUGGGGUGAGGAUGUCUCGUCUGGGCCAAUAUUUGAUUAGCUUGAUGCGACUACUAUUGGAAUUUGACCCUGUUACCGAUGCCAUCAUCAAAAGCGUGGUUCAAGUGCUGAAGCUCACAGGACGUUAUAUUGAGGAUGAUCAAGACCCGGCGUUGUUGAACGAAGUGCUCGACAAGUUGGAGUUUAUCAGCCGCAACUCGAGGUCAAUUAGCGAGUCAGCCAAACACAACAUCAGACAAUUGAACUCGCUCAGAGAGAAACAAUGGGGUGUUCAAACUGAAUUCGUAAGUGUAAUUUGUUUACAGUUGAUCUGGUUUUCUUUUCGACGUAACUUGAUUUAUUCGAUUGAAAAGGUGAAUUAUGUUUUUAAAAAGCAAGUUUCGCUUCGCAACAAUAAAACCUUUAUGUUUUUAUUGAUAAAACAUCACGUAAACCGAGUUAUUACGAAAAACGGUAGAUAACAAGUGAAUCGUGAUGUAAAUCUAAUGUUUAUGUCACGUUAAACACACUAAAGGUUGAAGAUUUUUUAUCAAAGUUUAAAUUUUGUUUCAAUUUGUAGAUUUUUCAGGAUGGGUAUGGUGAUCAUUCCUCUGCCGCACCGAGGUCCACCGAAGCCACCGUGUACGGCCCGGAUGGCCAGCCGAUUAGCGAAGAAGAAUGGGCCUUCUUGGAAGAAAACUGCCAAGACUACACGGAUUCCGACUCCCAAGACACGAUCUACUACGAACAGUUCAUGCGCGAGCAGACCGAAGCUACAGCAAUAUCGGCAGCUGAAAAGGCCCUCGAAAAGGUGACAUUGGAUGACAGUUUCGGUUCAAACCGGUGA